CAGCAUUUAUUUCAUAUUGUUAUUUCUCAAUGCUGCUCCAGAUUGACAACAACCUCAUUCUAACUCUGUGGUAUUCUCCUAGUAUCAAUCAGACCAAUUAGUUAAUGGCGUCAUUGGCCUGCAUAAGAGCCAAAGUUUAGUGUACAAAACAAACAAUAUAAACACAUUACUAUAUUAAUCUAGGAGGCAAUGUUUUUAAAUUGAUAUGUGACUUUUCUAGACACCCGCAUCCCAUUCCCUAAUUGCUUUGAUCCUAGGAGCCGCCAUGGUUGAGUGGUCACAUUGCUCGAUAGAUACUCACAGAGUAUUAUAUAGAUCCGAGUCCGAGAAGGAUCGGAUGGGCUCUAGUCACCAGCCAUGGAAUAACUCCGGUCAAGUCACUAACAGUUGUUUGUCUCGGAUCAUCCGUCCGAUAGCAUGCUGAUUGUUUUAUGACAUACAGUUGCUCUUGCGGCUAGUAUGUGGUAGGAAGCUUAAGCUAUUGAGCGCAAGAAGUCUGUGUCAGGCUGACCUUCUGUCCGAAGCUACAGCUAGUAUUAAUUGUAGAAAAGAUGUCGGGCUACUGAAUCUGUCACUAGACAUCACCUCAGACUACAAGGUAGCCGAGGAGCAGGAGUACUCUUACUGCAGAUCUUAGUCAAUGUUUUCUAAAAAAACUCAUGAUUGCUUUGAUAUUGAAAGCCGAAUACAAAAUCGCUUUCUCUCAUCCGAAAGAGAAUACAUCUAUCUAUCGAAUAAAAAAUUUGAUCGGAAUUCGACAAUUUAUGUUAAAACCAGUUUCGACAAAAAUAUGCAAACAUUUUUUUUUGGUAUAUUUACAUGAAGAACUUUCUAACAUGAGUAUUAAAUAUAAUUAUAUUAUGUACCAAUUAAAAGUUCAUCUAAAGUCUUAUCAAGUGACCUUCUAGCUACACGUUGGGCUAUGCUAGGGGAUAACAACUGUCAGUGCAACUAUAAUUUUCCUAUGGAUUUCGGGGUUAGCCUUUUCAUUGAAGAACUCUAAAAACUCAUUACUUUUAAAAUUGGAAGUCAUUUUUAUGAAUUUUCAAACUAGACACCUUACGGAUCAUGACAAUAUCUUUAUUUCAAAAGUGUCUUUUUUAGAAAAAUCUAUUUGAUCUCUGGAAACAAAGUAUUGAAUAUAGAUGAAAAUUUGUGUGUAUUUUGUAGAAGUACCCGAGAAGAGAUAAUGAAAACUCACAACUCGAAAAAAUAUUGGUGAUCAAAAAUAUAUUUUUCUCAGUUUUGUCUAUAGAUUGGUCUAAUUGUGAUUAGAAUGUCCUAAUAAUUUCAGGUCAAAAUAUUGUCAUUCGAUUCUUUUGUGUAUACUGUGUACGACGCUAAAAUUUCAGUAAAAUAUCUAUAACUUUGUUGGGAAGGUCUAGAAGUUCUUAUCAUUUUAGAGUUCUUAAUAUCUCAUUAUGGUCUACCUUAUGCACACAGUCUGAACCAGAAAGGAAAAGUGAAACUUUGGUACUCUAAAGUAUGAAUGGGAUGUUGAAGUCUCGCUUUUUGCCUCUUUGGUUCGAACUCAAAAAUGAUUUUCAAGUUGAAAAGAUUCCCUUGCUACUUUUUUUUUCUGUUGCGGAUUGAUUUCUACCUGUUUUUUUUAAAUUUAGGUAAAACCUGCACUUCGUCGUGAUGCUCGUAAUUGUAUUGAAUUUUCAUUAAUUAAUUCUGAAACAAAUGAACGUGCACCACCUUGUCUUAUUACUGGUUAUCCCGUACUUGCUGAUUGUGUUAUUUUUGAUCGAUAUAAUUUAAUGGCAAAUAAAGAAGAUUGGAAUAAAUUUGUUUUAUCGGCAAAAUCAAUUCGACGUGAAACAUUACAAGAUUGUUUGAAAUUUCUUGCAAAAUGGACAGGAACACAACCCAAUAAAACAAAUAAAUAUUUCGAAAUAAAAUUAUUGCCUAUUGUUUUUAAACAUCAAUAA
Molecule: messenger RNA, 1934 nt
Organism: Rotaria sordida
Lineage: Eukaryota; Metazoa; Rotifera; Eurotatoria; Philodinida; Philodinidae
Source: the annotation of a GenBank genome assembly